CAUCCAUAUUUCACGUAAAACCUUUACUUACUUGGUUACAGGAUUAUGUACCAUAAAAAAGUAUGCCAAUAAGAAAACAUUAAUUUUUUUCGGUCUUAUUCCCAUGGAUGGAUACAUUUUUUUUAACCAGGGUUUAACAAGUUUAGCCCCAGAGAGGAGAUUAAAACCUCAUGAAUCCGGAAAUCCGCCCGCCCUACUGACGCACGCCUACGCACUGCCCUGCUGAUCUAGCCGAUUCUAGUGUAUUAAUUCCGGAGCGCAGACUUGAAAUCACAGCGACAGCAGCAAAACAUGGCGAGAAAUGGCGGCUAAUUUUUUUAUUCAGUAUGGAAUGAUCAGCUUUCAUUUUUGACAACUGCAUUUCGGAUUAUUAGCCUUGUCUGGACUCGUAUUAUUAUUGCUUGUCAUCCCAAGUCCCAACCAUGCCGCGCGUAGAGAACGACAUCAAGUUGGACUUCAAAGACGUUCUUAUCCGACCGAAGCGCAGCACACUGAAGAGCCGCGAAGAAGUUGAUCUCCACCGUCCGUAUGUGUUCCGGCACUCCAAAGCGGAAUACCAUGGCAUUCCUAUCAUCGCUGCCAAUAUGGACUCCGUCGGGACGCUGGAGAUGGCCAAAACAUUCCACCAAUCUGAUUUGUUUACUGCGCUGCACAAAUAUUACGGCGUGGAGGAGGUUGCAUCUCUGUUGAAAGAAGUUCCGGGAAUUGAGAAGAAUAUUGCGAUAAGUUCGGGCGGCACCAGCGACGACCUGACCCGUUUGCAGACCAUCAGCGACACCUUGCCGGCCAUCCAGUUCGCUUGUCUAGACGUAGCCAACGGCUACACGGAGUUUUUUGUUGACUACGUGCGUCGCGUGCGCGAAGCACUGCCCCACUUGACCAUUAUGGCAGGCAACGUCGUCACCGGUGAGAUGGUGGAGCAGCUGAUCCUGGCCGGUGCCGACAUCGUCAAAGUGGGUAUCGGACCGGGAUCAGUGUGUACUACCCGCACCAAGACCGGCGUGGGCUAUCCGCAGCUCAGCGCGGUGAUGGAGUGCGCGGAUGCGGCGCACGGAUUGAAUGGGCACAUUAUUUCGGACGGCGGAUGCAGUGUGCCGGGUGAUAUUGCCAAGGCAUUCGGCGGCGGUGCUGACUUCGUGAUGCUGGGCGGGAUGCUGGCUGGACACGACGAGUCAGCCGGCGAAGUGAUGGAGGACGAGAGCGGCAAAAAAUUCAAGAUCUUCUACGGCAUGUCCAGUCGGACGGCCAUGGACAAACAUUCCACUAAGUUGGCCGACUAUCGGGCAUCGGAAGGGAAGACGGUGCGCGUGCCGUAUCGCGGCCCGGUGCAGAUGACAAUGCGCGACAUCCUGGGCGGUCUGCGCAGCGCCUGCACGUACGUGGGCGCGCCGCAUCUGAAGGAGCUCAGUAAGCGGACCACUUUCAUCCGCGUCACACAGCAGGUCAACGAGGCCUUCCGCGGCCUGGAAGAUCCCAAACUAAACCCGGUGCACUAAAAUUAAUCCCCGUGCUUUCUCGCUUUUUUGAAUUUCAUUGGAAGUUUCAUGCUCAUUUGCCGGCUGCCCUCCUUGGAUUCCGUACCUCUCCAUUUUGCUGUGUAUCUCGGGACAACCGUAAUUGACGGUCUGUUAUUUGGGUUGACUAAUGUGGGUUCUUUUAAUCGUCAUUAAAUCUUCUUUGCAUGAUGGACAUUUGACGUACUUGGAUUUAUUUUUGAUGGCACUAAAAUCUUUGAACGUGUUUCUAAAAGUUUUGUUUUAUUUGUUGUGAACGCGUUAAAUUAAAGCUUUUGAUACAUAUUUGCGAAGUCAGUUGAUGAAAUUUUUCGACAGUUG
Paramacrobiotus metropolitanus is the source of this 1835-nucleotide messenger RNA. Its product is annotated as GMP reductase 2-like. The transcript has 7 exons. Gene Ontology annotation, biological process: nucleotide metabolic process. Gene Ontology annotation, molecular function: GMP reductase activity. The coding region runs from base 423 to 1496 and encodes 357 amino acids. Gene Ontology annotation, cellular component: GMP reductase complex. NCBI's taxonomy places the organism in Eukaryota, Metazoa, Tardigrada, Eutardigrada, Parachela, Macrobiotidae. The record is from RefSeq and is a predicted model, not a curated record.